GCUGCCAGUCUUUGCUCUUUAUGGCAAUGUUCCGAUUUAAGAAGGAUACUGCUUUGAAAUAUUCAAGGACUUUAACUGAACAUUUCAAGAGUUCUUCUAGGACGGCUCAAGCUCCAUCUCCUUGUGUUGCCAGAGGUACCGGCACACCUUCUCCACUGUCUCAGACACCAUCCCCUGCCAGCUCCGGAGGUUCCCAGCCAGGAUCUAGCUCCGGUAAUGGUGCAAGUGUUGCCAUUCCACACAUGAUUCAUCAGCUGGCUUCCAACUAUGUCAGCAUUACUUCCAUUUUCCUCCAUGGCCAUGACCUUUGGGAACAAGCAGAUGCACUAGCGAAAAAAAACAGGGAAUUCUUCGCAGAGCUUGACGCAGCAGUUGGCCUUUUAUCCCUGACCAGCAGCAUGACUGAACUUGUACACUACACCAGACAAGGUUUACAUUGGUUGCGACUGGACACUAAAUUACUAUAACAAGAUGCUGAAAAUCGUUUUGACAUCAGCCAGUUUGUCCUUCAGCACCAAAGCCACGGCUGUCCAGUGUUUUUUUUUAUUUUAAUGAGGAAUGAUAAAUGUAAAGGUGUCUCUGUGCAGCAGAAACUUUAAUAAUGUAGGUCAGCACUGAAUUUCCACAAAAAUGAACCGGCUGAACCUUCACUUCAUGAACAAAAGUGCAAUUUUUUUUUCUCUUGACCCUUGUGGAAUUGGAGGAUUAAAACACGGUCUUCAACACUAUUUUUGUUGAAGUAACCUUGAAGGAUAAAGGGCUUGAAAGGAACUCCUAUUGGCCUGUGUCCUGGUCAAUAAACAAAGUAGCUGUUGCCUUCUCUUAACUUUCUGGCAACAGUAUACAUAUUGUGCAUUAGCUGCUUUACAUUUGGAUAAAGAUAUAGCAGAUAAAGAAUGUUGUAUUCAAUCACAGGAACAUUGUUGCAAUGAUUUCCUGGACAGCCCUUUAACACAGUACCUAGAGGACAAGGUACAUCCAGGAGGUUAAUAUGCAAGUGUUUAAAGUGUCCAACUGUUAAUUUUAUUCGUAAAUUAGGAGCUGUGAAGAAUAACUUUAAUUUUCUUUGGAUUUUUUUGCCCCAGUUACAUCUAUAUUUACUGCCUUUACUUUUGUAUUUAUUAGAAAUUUGUUUCUUUUCCCAUUGGACCCAAGUAUUGCUGGCAAAGCAUGAUUAACAGAACAAAGUAGUGUAAUUUUUUUUGGUGUAGGGGGUUUGGGGAGGAAGGGGGAGAAGAGGUUGAUGGGCGUUGCCUGCCCUUUAUGUAGCUCAGAUCAAAGCCAUGUGUAGCUUUUCCCGGAACAAUCUAUUAAUGUUCGGUGUGCCUUAGACAUUCUACUUUGUAUGUAAGUAGUUAUUUCUAGCCAUAGACAAAUUGCUGCUUUAAGGGUCUGGAGUAAGGAAAAUAUGAAUGGUGUGUUGAAAAGUGGUCAAAUUCCUAUAAUGUGAGUACAAUUUAGUUCUGUAUAGUUGACCUUGUGAGAAAUGAGGAUUUGACAUAGAUCAUUAUUUCAUCAUUUUCUGUUCCCUGUACACCAGACUUGUCCUGAGUAAAGGUGAGCAAACUGCUUGGAUGUAUAAUUACCCUUUUGGGGCAAUUUUCUACCUAUUAUUUUAUUUUUAUAAAUAGGGAAAUGUGAUUUUCUUGCUGUGAGGGGUGGGUGGGGGAAGAGAAAAUAUUUUCCAAAAAUGUUGCCACUUUCCGAUUUUAGUUAAAACCUACUUGGAGCAGGAUUUUUUUCAGAAAAUGCUGAAAACCUGAUAGCAAUAUAUGGAUUUAAAGGAUCUGGGGGAGGGGGGAGCCCAAUCCAUUUUUUGCUCACCUCUAGUCUUGAUAAUGCUGUGAAUAACCUUGGCCAGCUACCUGAAUGGGCCCUGUAGAGUCAAAUUCUAGCGUACUGCAGCUCGUGCUGCUCAAAGUUACUGGAAUUCAUUAUAAUUUUAUUUGAAAUUGUACUUGCACAUAUAUAUUUUUGCUGAUGAAAUUGCUGCAGAAAUGCUCAAGAGUCUAUGUAUUAUAUACACAGUAAAACCCAUAUGAAAUAGUAAAAACCAGCACUGGCGGAUCAUUGAAAUGAAUGGAAAAAGGAUACUCAUGUGUUGACAUGUUGAGUAUCGUGUCUAUAUGUUGACAGUUUCAAAACUGUUCUAAUUAUCACCACCAUGAAGAAAUCUGCAUAAUUCAUUAGGUGCCAAAGUGGAUUUUGCUUCUCCCUUUGUAUCCCUUCCACAAGUUUCCAAGAACACAGGAUACCACAAAUGAAGGAGAUAUGAAAAACCCUAGUUCGUUCUUUUUUAGUCCUUUCGACUUUCAAAACGAUUUUCUAUUAGCACUUAAAACUUGAAAAGAAAAGGCUGUUGUCAAUGUCCAGGAUAUAAUACGUACAGCAAGUGUCAAAUAGGUUUAAUGCCCUCAACGGCACCAUCUGUUUAUCCAGUGAGUAGCAGAGGCUUUUAGCGAUGCUAUUGCUGUCUUCAAUACUACAUGUUAAGAAAGAACAAAUAGCUCCCCCCAGCUGGUCAUCACUGUCAGUCAACUUGAUCUGAACUGCACAAAUAGAUAGAUGUUCGAUGAAGUUGGGAUCUGGUCCAUACACAUACCCUCCUCUAAACCCACUAUUAUCACAGCUGUACAGCCUUCAAAUACUCUCUGUGAGGAAUCUUAUGACAUACCAGAAGGGAACUGGUUUUUGUUUUUGGAGGGGUUAAAUUAUCCGCAUGCAAGUUCAUAAUGAGUGUGGUUUCCAGACUGAGUAUUCAAAAAUAACUAGUAAUUUCACAGUUAGACUUUUUGACCCUGACCUUCUGACUCCCUUUGUAACUUUAAAAUAUUCUUUCAUAGGAUGCAUGUGUUGCAGGCUAUUCAUCCUAUGUUGUUCUUAAGUGGUGUCAAGCUAACGCUAUUGCUGCAGUCCAUAUGGCAUAGGUACAUCCACUGUGCUGUUACGCAGCGAGUUCCAGAAUUUUAAGCUAGCUACACUGAAGGAAAGAGUGUUAUUUUGGGCACUGUCACCAUACAGUAAUGUUUGAAUACUUGUAUUGGCUGUUUGCAGCUGGAUUACAGUUGGUUCUCCACUCCUGAUUACUUUCCAGUGGUCCCUCUGCUGUAAAGUUUGGUGGGAGCAGUCAGACCUAGCUUCAAUGCUUUCCAUGAUUCAACAGCCCACCAACACUUGGUGUCUUUACUCAUAUGCUGAGAAUGGCUGCCUGAGUGAAAUCCCAAAAGUCUGCCAGGACCUUCCUGUGCAUCGAGGGAAAAUAGAACUUCAAAGAAAUAUAUACUUUUUGCUUUGUUUCUUUCAUUGCUUUACUCCAGUUUCAAACAGUUUAUUUCUGCUGAGUAACUGGGUGCUGCAAAUUGACAGCCAUGGUGACCAGUCCUUGAGUUCCACCUUACUUUGGUGUCAUUUAACACUUGCUUAUGUAUCUAAUACUGGAAAUCCAUCAUGUCAAAUCAUAGGUAUAUAGUCCUUGCUCUGUUUGGCACAGUAGAUGUGUAUUCUCCUGUGCUGUGUCACUGAAUUCACAUUAUCUGAAAGGAGUCUGCAUUUUGAAGUGAAACCGGGUGCCCUGAAGCUAAAACAAAUGCCAUCCUGCCCUUCCUUAUUCUCUUUACGCAAAAACCUGGUUAAUCCAUUUCUAGAUGCAUCAGAAGCAAAUUCCAAAACACAUUAUAACCUUGAUCUCUUAUUAGAGACAGUGUGUAGUUGUACUAAAAUGACUACUUUCUUUGUGGUGUUUUGCAAGAGUUUAUUGCAUUUUUAAUUAUUUAAGUCAGGCUUUAAGACUUUUUGUCUUAGCAGGUGCAAUUUAACAUUGGUUGCCUCCUUCUGCUACAUGGAGUGUAAGUUAGCUUGAAGAAUAGCACAACAAUAGAAAAGGAGAGUAAUUAUCAGUUCGCACAUGAGCAGGGGCCAGUUCACAGGUAUUGUAUUCAACAAGUAUUUGGUUACAUGCUGGCAUGGUGAGCUAAAACUAUCACUGGUAAAAAUAUUCUGACAGAUGUUUUACAACUGACAUAACAUCCAUUUCUCUGGUUCCCAUUGCUAUUUUGAGGGAGAUGAUUUGCUAAACUGUGGUUCUGUGUGCACAGGCACUCCUGGCACCUUGCAUAAGUUGCUGGUCUUCAUGUACUUGCUUUCACAUUUGUGUUGGCAGUAUAUUUAAUGAAUUUGGGAGCAUCAGAGCUAAGUCAGGUUUUGUUUUCUCCUGUACCCCUACAAGUACUUUUUUCACAAGUCAUUUACAUUCUGUUUGGGAGAAAUCCCAGUCAAGACAGGAAGAUUGAUGUUUCAGAAUCCUAGACCAGGGUGAAAGAAAAGAUGAACUGCUGCCCUAAUUAACUCCACAGAUCAAGUUUCAAGUUGGGGACCUCCUAGUUUUCAGGUCUCCAUUCUACUCCACAGAAAAGUCUAAUAUUCAUUUUUAUUUGCUUUCCAUUGUUCAUUCUUCCUUCCACCACCACCAACCCCCACCAAUGUUUUGUUCUGCUUAUUCCUGAUUCGUGAACAUCAUUGUGAGCUUCAGUUAUUCUUGCAAUGUACUUUGGAAAAUGGUAACCAUGGUAAUGACUUUGUAACAGAAUUGGUUCCAUUUGAUUUUUUGCUGCUUCCUCCAUUCAGGUCAUUGGUUCUGAUGAAAUUUGUUUUCAAGCUCUCUGAACUAUGCCCAACUGUUAUCUAGAUGUUCACAGAACUGCAAGACUACUUAUUUUAUAGUUGCUUAGAAUUAAAUCUCUUGACCUUCACAGACUCAUUCUACCUUCUAUUCAAAACAUAAGAAACAUAUGCUAUCUAAUCCAUAUUCAUGUGAUGGGUGAAGAGGUGCAGUCCCAGUUUCUCUAUAAUCCCUUCUAGUGGGGUCUGCUUAGCAGUUGACUGUCGUCUUUGUUUUCCCCUUAUUCACCCCACAGACUCUUUGCUGUUUCUACUUCACAUCCCAACCAAGUCCACUGAACCAGUUAAGCCCUCAUGUGAAAAACUGUGAACAUGGAAGACUUUCCAUUUUAAUGAAGUUUAACAAAAGGUUUGCCAAAUCUGAUGUAUAUCUUGCAUCUGCCACUCGAGGGAGAGGUUGAGACUUGCAAGGGGAUGCUGUCUCAACUUUAAAUAUCAUAACUUGCCCCAUCAUCUAUUUUUGCAGAGGCAUCAGUCUAUUUAGGAUAAGUACUUAGUACUUAAAUUUCAAGUAUUAAUUAAGUGGUAGAGUCUAAUAUUACACUGGUACUUUAAGGGAAGCAUUUCUAGGCUUAAAUUUUCUAAACCAAAUCACGACGGAAAUGUUAUCAGGCUGUGUGUAUUGCAUAAGCUACAAGGUUUGCCUUGUUUAAUACAAACGCAGAAAACACAGGGGAAACUCAGCAGGUCUGGCAGUAUCUGCGGAGAGAGAAAAACAGUUAAUAUUUUCAGUCUGUUAUGCUUUUCCUUCAGAAUGCUGAAGUUCUAAAGAAGAUUUGUAUCAGACUUGAAACGUUAACUCUUUCUGUCUCCACAGAUGCUGUCACACCUGAGUUUCUCCAGCAUUUUUUGCUAGUUUCAAACUUCAAGUAUCUGCAGUAUCUUGCUUUUAUUUGUUCUCCUGCAUUGUUUAUGUAUAUUUAAACUUCCAUUGUUUUCCCUGUCUUUGUAUGUGUAAAUGAUUUUCACUUUUGACAAAUUCUUCCUUCCUGCCUUUAAAAGUGGUUUAAAGGUUUUAAUUAACCAGAGCAAUGAACCAAAUUCUAGAAAGGUUCUACCUUUGAUUUGAGCCGGCAUAAGAGUAGCCCUUGAAUUCCUAAGGAAAGAAUUGGCAGUGUCCCUGUACUUUCUCCAAGGAUCCCCACAAGAAGCCUGAAUGAGUAACCAUCAGGUAUGGAAAUAAGCUGAUUCUACUGUGAUGUCUCAAAAUUCAGAAAGAAGUCAUUUCCCUGUACCAAGGAAUGCUUGUGAAUAGUGGCCCCUUGGACAAGGUACAGAGUGAUACUCAAUCCAUGAUUCAACACCCUAAUAGUAGUACAUUGAGGUAUAUCAUGCUUUAAAUUCCUUUAACCUCACCCUGUAAUGCAUUGAAGUAAAGGAUAUAGAUACCACCUAGUUUUGAUUUUUAAAAGCUCCUCUCCCAAACCCCAUCCCUUUCUUUCACGUGAACAGACUUCAAAUAAUCGCAUUUCUCAUGUUACAUUAUAUUCUUUCCAAGCAAAAAUCUGUUAAAUCUUUUUAAAAAAAAAAUUAAAACAGCAAAAAUAGGCAAGUUUCUCUUAGUAGAAGGAACAGUGGGUCCAAACUGGUGCUGAUUUCAGUUUAUACUUGUUGCACAAAUGCUUUUGGGAAACUGAUAAGAUGAAAUGAAUCACAAUGAUGAGGGAUUUUUGUGUAUUUUGUGUGUGAGCGCGUGUGUAUUUAUUGUGCCUUCAUUGACCAAACUUCUCAUACUUUUAUUUAUUAAAUAUAUUGAAUGCCAAGCAAUAUACGUCAUUAUUAACACUGCAUCCUGCCCCAUUAUCUGUUCUUUAAACUUACCCUAACGGAAAUGUCAAAUUUCCAUUAAAGCUGAUAACUCGGACAACUGCUAUUUGAUGCUUUUGUUAAAUACAUACUGUUACCUUCAUACUGCUGCAGGGCACCUUCCAUACUCUUGCACUUUUUCUAUUUUACAAUGACAGUAUUUUCAGUAUCAAAGACGUUAUGGGACUUGCGUUCUGCUUGUGUAACUGAAAAGAGGAAUGUGUACAAUAUAGCAAUGUUUCUCCUACCGAGGUAAUAGUUGCUACACAAUAACUCAGCCACUUAUUUUAGAAUGGAUUGGGUUCCCAUUUAUACAUUUUGAAAAUGUUUGAACUGUUGCAUCAUUGGGUUCUCAUCAUGUACAAAGUAAUCCUGUGCUUAGUCAAAAGCUCAAACAAUGCAGAUGCUUAUAUUUCAGUUUCUGAUUUCGGAAAAGAAUAAAAACUUUUCUUUUUCUGCCCACUGCCACAUUUUCUGAAACGUGAUUAAAUAGCAUUGGUUAUUAAAUUCUUUAUUUUAUAAUACCUGAAAUGUAUUCUUUCCUAAAUUGAAGUUUGUUUGGUCAGCUUUUUAUUUAAUAUCCAUAUUAAGUAAGAAAUAAAAAAAUGGAAUUUGUUUAUUACCAGAUUAAUUAUGGCAUUUUUAAGUAUCAGUGAUUCAAACCAUUAUUUGUGAACUAUAAUUUCCUGAGCUUAACCAGUUUGACUGCAGUCAUCGUAGAUUCUAAAACAUUUUAGGUCAUUAACAGUUGAUUAGGAUUCUGAUCUAGAACUGGAAUUUGCCAACUGUAGGCGAUCAGUCUCUGCAAAGCAAUGUACUAACACAAAACCCAAAGUAUUAUUGGAACACUGAUCUGUGCCUGCUUAUUGUGAUAACGCAAGCUUAACAGGAUUUUCUUGUUUAAACAGAUGGUAUUUUGAGGAAAGCAAAAUAACUUUGUAAUAUUAAGGAAACUUCCAAAUGAACCAAAUCGUGCAUUUGAUCUUUGUAUUUUAGCAUAUUUCCAUGAAGAAUGUACACUCUUUGGGCUUCUGUUAAUAAAUAGCUCUCUAGUACAAUGGAACAAUUUACUGCAAAUUUGUAGUGAAGUUAAUUUAACCUCGACGCAGAUGAUUAUUUCCCAAUGAAGGUGUUUUGUUCAUUAUCUAUAUCCAUCAUCUAUCUUACAUGAAAAAACUGUUUAGCAACAGAUUAUUCUCUUUGACAGGGAAAACCAUGUCAGAGGUUUCCCUGCUUUAAAAAAAAGUUUUUAAAAUAAACAUAUUGUUGUGUGA
Molecule: messenger RNA, 7757 nt
Organism: Rhincodon typus (whale shark)
Lineage: Eukaryota; Metazoa; Chordata; Chondrichthyes; Orectolobiformes; Rhincodontidae
Gene: aff1
Product: AF4/FMR2 family, member 1
Exons: 4
Coding region: 21-467 (148 amino acids)
Biological process (GO): regulation of gene expression
Cellular component (GO): super elongation complex; nucleus
Source: RefSeq, a predicted model, not a curated record